AUGUCAUUCCAUACCUUAGAGCGAGAAAAGACAUUCAAGUGUCCGCCUACGGACGGAACUAGCUUCCCAGAUUUGCAAUUUGCUACGAAGCCUCAUGUCCAGUCCUUUAAUGCACUAACGGAUGCUGGAUUGCUGAACCUUGCAGUCAAGGAAAUCGGCGAAAAGACGAUUUUUGACUCUCUUGCCCAAGAAAAUGGCAAUCUCAAGUUUGGAAACAAGCUUUCUUUUCGCGUGGACGAGGUUCAAAUUGCAAAACCCAUGUUGUCAAGCAGAGAGCGUACCUCUAUCAACCGUAAGGUUUAUCCUGCUGAAGCAAGAGAGCGCUUGACAUCUUACAAAUCACGCCUUGUCCUGAAGCUAUCUUGGUCCGUGAACAAUGGUCCCCGACAAACCGAGAUGCGUGAAGUGGGCAUGUUGCCAAUUAUGGUCCGCUCAAACCGUUGUCAUUUAGAGGGAUUGCCUCCCGGUGAAUUGAUUGCUCAUAAAGAAGAAAGUGAAGAAAUGGGAGGGUAUUUUAUAGUAAACGGAAUUGAAAAGCUUAUUCGUAUGUUGAUUCUCCCCAAGCGUAACCACCCUACCGCUCUUAUCCGUCCGUCUUUCGCCAAUCGUGGUAAUAGUUAUAGCCAGUAUGGUCUUUCCAUUCGUUGCGUUCGAGCCGACGAAUCUAGUUUGACAAACACUCUUCAUUAUCUCAAUAAUGGUGUCACUAUGUUCCGUUUCCACUGGCGCAAAAACGAAUAUUUGAUUCCCUCCAUGAUGAUUCUCAAAGCUUUGGUGGAAACUAGCGACAAAGAGGUUUUUGAAGGUAUUGUUGGUAAUGAUUUGGAUAACACUUUCUUAACUGAUCGUGUGGAACUUAUGCUUCGCGCAUACAAAUCCUAUGGUCUCUAUACACAGACUGAGACUCUUCAGUAUCUCGGUAGCAAAUUCCGCGUCGUCCUUGGCGUUGCUGAAGAUUUAACCGACGUCGAAGUAGGUCGCUUCCUCAUUAAAAAGGUAGUAUUGGUUCACUUGUCCGAACCUAGGGAUAAGUUUAGACUUCUGUUGUUUAUGAUUCGUAAAUUAUAUGCUUUGGUUGCAGGUGAAUGUUGUGCUGAUAAUCCAGAUUCUCCUCAGCAUCAGGAAAUUCUUCUUGGUGGUUUCUUGUAUGGUCAAAUCCUGAAAGAAAAGAUAGAGGAUUGGCUAAACGGUAUUCGCACUCAAAUUAAUAUGGACAUUCGUCGUAAUGUUCCUGGUAUUGAUUUUUCUGAUCGCAAGUAUUUGACUAAAGUUUUAUCCAAAGUUAAUAAUGAUAUUGGCUCGAAGCUUCAAUACUUCUUGAGUACUGGUAAUCUGAUAUCUAACACUGGUCUUGAUUUACAACAGGCUACUGGCUAUACUGUUGUCGCAGAAAAACUAAACUUUUACCGUUUUCUUUCACACUUCCGAAUGGUUCAUCGUGGUGCUUUCUUUGCUGAACUUAAGACGACCACCGUUCGUAAAUUACUACCUGAAGCAUGGGGCUUUAUGUGUCCUGUUCAUACUCCUGAUGGUGCACCAUGUGGCUUGCUCAAUCACUUGGCUAGGAAGUGUGAUGUUAUCACUCAUGCCUCAGAUGUGAGUUCCGUUCCUUCACUUUUGUUAUCAUUGGGUGUGGAUCCUCCUAGUACGAUGGUUCAUGACCCUGACUGGGUAAGUGUUCAGUUAGAUGGUAAAAUCAUUGGCUGGUGUACGCAUAGAUUAGCUGCACAUGUUGCCAACGUUUUGCGGGACUUGAAGAUUCAAUAUGCUGCUGCUGAACGCAACGGAACUUUGACUGAGAAGCCCAAGGUACCCUUGGAUUUAGAAAUCGGUUUGGUCCCUCCUUCUCAUGGUGGUCAAUUCCCCGGUUUGUAUUUGUUUAGCAAUACCGCUCGUAUGAUCCGCCCGGUCAAGCACAUCGGAAGUGGUGAAUUGGAUUUGCUCGGUCCAUUUGAACAAGUCUAUAUGGAUGUUGCCUGUUUUCCGAGAGAAAUCGUUCCAAAGAUUUCAACUCACGUUGAAUAUUCUCCUACAAAUGUACUUUCAAUUGUUGCAAACAUGACCCCUUUCUCUGACUUUAACCAGUCUCCCCGUAACAUGUAUCAAUGUCAGAUGGCUAAGCAAACAAUGGGUACUCCUGGAACUGCUUUACGCUAUCGUACAGAUAACAAGCUAUAUCGCUUGCAAACCGGUCAAACACCUGUUGUUCGUCCCAAGUUGCAUAAUACAUACGGAAUGGAUCACUAUCCUAACGGUACUAAUGCAAUCGUUGCUGUCAUCUCUUAUACCGGUUAUGAUAUGGAAGAUGCAAUGAUUUUGAAUAAGUCAGCUCAUGAGCGUGGUUUCGGUUAUGGUACCGUUUAUAAAGGAGAAUCUGUCGAUUUAGGCCAAAAGCGUAGACGUGGUGAGCCUGUUGUGCACCACUUUGGAUUUGCCCCUGGUUCUAAUCCUCGUCGUGAAUGGCAGCAGAAGGUUGAUGCUGAUGGUCUCCCAUAUGUCGGUACAAUGCUUGAAGAUGGCGAUCCUAUGGUUGCUUACUACGAUGAAACAACUGGUCAAAACUUCGUAGAAAGUUAUCAUGGUACUGAGCCUGGCUUUGUGGAUGAAGUCCGUCUGAUUGGUAAUGAUGUUGGUGAUUCUGAAUGCCAGCAGAUUCACAUCAAGUUCCGUAUUACCCGCAGUCCCAUUAUUGGUGAUAAGUUCUCUUCUAGACACGGUCAAAAGGGUAUUUGCUCCCAAAAAUGGCCUGCUGUUGACAUGCCUUUUACUGAAACUGGUAUGCAGCCAGAUAUUAUCAUUAAUCCUCAUGCAUUCCCAUCGCGUAUGACAAUCGGUAUGUUUGUUGAGAGUUUGGCUGGUAAAGCUGGUGCUUGUCAAGGUCUUGCUCAAGAUAGUACACCAUUUAUUUUCUCUGAGCAACAAACAGCUUCGGACUAUUUUGGUGAACAAUUGGUAAAAUCUGGCUAUAACUAUCACGGAAAUGAGCCCAUGUACAGUGGUAUUACCGGUAAGGAAAUGCAGGCUGAUAUUUAUAUUGGUGUUGUUUACUACCAACGUCUUCGUCACAUGGUGAACGAUAAAUUCCAGGUUCGUACUACCGGUCCUAUUCAUAACCUAACACGCCAGCCUAUUAAAGGUCGUAAGCGUGCUGGUGGUAUCCGUUUCGGUGAAAUGGAACGUGAUGCUGUUAUUGGUCACGGAACAUCAUUCUUGAUGCAAGAUCGUUUGAUGAACUGUUCAGAUUAUGCUCAGAGUUGGGUUUGUCGUGACUGUGGCUCUAUCAUCUCUCCUAUGUCUACGAUUUCUAUGAGUGGCAGUGGAGCCUCUUCAGAAGUUAAAUGCCGUGCUUGUGCUAAACCAGCCACUGGUUUAGAAGAUGCCAAUUUGACAUGGGAAGAUGGUACUGGACACAAAUUUGUUGGAGGAAGUAACACUACCCUUGUUGCACUUCCCAGUGUGUUCAAUUAUCUUACCGCCGAGCUUGCAGCUAUGAACAUUAAGAUGAUGCUAGACGUGAAGUAA
Molecule: messenger RNA, 3522 nt
Organism: Schizosaccharomyces osmophilus
Lineage: Eukaryota; Fungi; Ascomycota; Schizosaccharomycetes; Schizosaccharomycetales; Schizosaccharomycetaceae
Gene: rpa2
Product: DNA-directed RNA polymerase I complex subunit Rpa2
Exons: 1
Coding region: 1-3522 (1173 amino acids)
Biological process (GO): DNA-templated transcription
Cellular component (GO): nucleus; RNA polymerase I complex
Molecular function (GO): DNA binding; ribonucleoside binding; DNA-directed RNA polymerase activity
Source: RefSeq, a predicted model, not a curated record